AUUAAACACCUUGUUUGAAAAACUCGACUUCAUCACCUUCCCAAUUUGCGUAGUAGACAGACAGAAAACGCAUCGCAGGUCUCUAGGCAAUUGGCAGUGUUUCUCUCCCUUCGUCACCGGACGUGACUCUUGAGGCGCAGGGGUCGAGCGAGCCAAUGACAUCGACGACUUCUAUUUGAUUUCGCCCUCUCGACUGCCACUUGCCCAUCCUUCAUUCUUAUUAUUUCUGGGUCGACUGCCGUUCUUUCAUCUGCGGCCAUAAGUUAAGCUUGUCCGACCGAUGCACGCUACGCUAUAGAAUAUCCUCUCUGCCCCUGAACCCAUUCGACCAUGUCCUCUCCAAGCGCAAAGAAACCUAUAUCCGGCCCUACCAAUGGCACACCGAGUAGCCGCAACCACGGUGACAAAAGCCCGAAUCGGCCUGCGAUUGGCAGCGCGGUUCCGGCAAGCACUGGGCAGGGUCUCGCCCGCACUCCGUCGCUGCGACAAACUCGGCUUGCCAGGAAGCCAACUUCACGCACGAGCAGCACGUUCGUCGCGCCAGACAGUGAACAAGAAGAUGAGGAGACCAAAUCAGCCAAUGCACAACUGAUAUCAGGCUUGAAGGAGCAGGUCGAUCGUGCCGAACAGGCGUCGGAACAAUACAGAAAGCAACUGGAAAUCAUGCAGCGACGGCUCGACGAAGCCGCGGCCGAGCAGACUACGGGAGAAGAACGAGACUAUAAGCGGCAAACGGAGAUCGACAGACUUCGCGCAGAGAUAAGAGAUUCGGCGCGUGAACGUCGCGAGCUCGAAUCAACACAUGAGCACGAACGCAAACUUUUUGAGCAAGAACGCGAGAGGCAGAGCAGCCGAGAGCUUGAGCUACAAGAUAAAGUUCACCGGCUGACCGAGACGCUGCGCACGAAAGGGUUAGAGAGGAGUAGUGUCGAUCGAGUUGCGUCGUUGCCUGAGAAUGAGAACGAGGUCGACGAUGAAAGUGGCGCGGCUGGGACAUCGUCAUCUUCAGCUAUGGUCCAGGCUUUGCGGCAAAAGGACGCUGCGAUCGAGAGCCUGCGACUGGAGCUGGCGGAAACGCAACUGAAAGUUGCGGAGCAGGAACAGUUGGGCGAUGGACAGGUGCAGGGGUUGGAAAAAGCCAUUAUGGAGAUCAAGAUGCAAAAUGCACGACUCAUCGAGGAGAAUGAAAGCUUUCAGGUGCUCUUGAGUGAGAAGACACUCAAAGGCGACUUCCUACGCGAUCACAGUGGUGAAAUGGCCGGCAUGAGCUCACUUGCAGACGAGCUGGCCGGCACCGGAGAAGAUACCGAGGGUCAGACUGACCCUGACCGGCGGCUUGAAGCUGAAGUACGAGCUUUGCGAGAAGAAAACAAGGCUUUGACUCUGUAUGUGGAUAAGAUUGUCGGUCGAAUCCUCCAACACGAAGGCUUUGAGCACAUCAUCACAGGGAGAGAGAAUCUCCCUGAGCCACCCAGCAAACAGACUCCAUCUGAGAAAGCUCUACCGGCUAUACCGGAUCACCAAGCCGCACCUGCAGCUGCCGCCACUACUGCCACAGGGGUUGCCAGCGGAUUCUUGCAACGAGCUCGAUCAGUAGUUUCACGACCAGGGGGAAGGGGCCGGCCCAUGUCAUAUGCCCAGCCUACAGCGUCAACUCCUAUGGUGCCAUCCGCAAACGAAAACCCAGAAACGGCGCCCAGCAUCCCCAUGGGGCGAUCACGACAUCGUCGAGCGCGAUCUGAUCAGGCACAAACAGAUCUGGGAGCGGCAGCGGUGGUGCAUCAAAUGAACCGAGGAUCGCCGAUGAGGACGGUGUCUGGAAACCCGUUGAGCCCUGGGAUUCGCCCAUUGAGCCCACAACAAUCGCAAAAUCGACAAUCAUACUUUGGAACUUCGAGUGCACGAGCGGUUUCAGGCUCUGGAGGCACCGGUGGUAGUUCAACCAACAGUGUCAACAGCGAACAUAGUGAAGAGCAGCGAUCUACGACCGAGGUCAGCUCCACGGGUCCCGGCAGUUCUCAGGGCCAGGGCCAGGGCCAGGGAAGCAUCCCUGGGGCAGUGAUUAAGCAGAACCAGCUCCGGCCAUUGAGAUUGGUCCAGGAGCAGACGGCCGAGGAAGAGGCCCAGAAACGGGCGAACCGGGGCAGUUGGAUGGGCUGGCUGCGUGGAGGUUCAAUUGAGGCGCAGAAUGACUAGUAUUCAUUUAUAGUCCGUCCUGGGGCAUGACUGACGAACAUGGAUAGACCACGACUGCGAGGUAGACCUGUCAGUUUCCUGUUGAAUAGAAGCGUCUGAGUCUUUUGGCGGACGCAUUACAACUCUCUGAA
This is a messenger RNA of Exophiala mesophila, 2327 nucleotides long. RefSeq lists its product as uncharacterized. The coding region runs from base 331 to 2196 and encodes 621 amino acids. The transcript has 2 exons. The record is from RefSeq and is a predicted model, not a curated record. NCBI's taxonomy places the organism in Eukaryota, Fungi, Ascomycota, Eurotiomycetes, Chaetothyriales, Herpotrichiellaceae.